Molecule: messenger RNA, 1908 nt
Organism: Alternaria triticimaculans
Lineage: Eukaryota; Fungi; Ascomycota; Dothideomycetes; Pleosporales; Pleosporaceae
Exons: 1
Coding region: 1-1908 (635 amino acids)
Source: RefSeq, a predicted model, not a curated record
AUGCUCGACAAAGCACAAUUAAAUGCCGGCCAUCUCUUCGCGAACCUCCCAGAUGUGCGCGAACUGCUUCAAACGCAGCAUCGAGAGAGCCUGAUGGAAUGCAACUCCCGGGGUAUUGAUCAAAUGAAGGUGCUUCAUCAAUCAUUGCGCGAGGAGAGCAAGAUCAUCGAUGGCCACAACAAACACCGCCUUGGGAAGGCGAGAACCGCCUUCAAUGAUCGCGUUAUCGACCCCAUGAUUGCUGUAGAAUACAGGGAAGAAGAAAAUAUCCCUGCAGACCUCCAGUGGUAUCCACUACACGCUGAGGUUGCAAUCCACGAUGGGUACGCUACAGCUCAUCUCUUUAAUCAGCCUGAAAGUGACGAAGAAGACGGCCAAAACUAUCCAGAUGACCAACCUCCCUUCAUUGGAAAUGGAAACGAAAUCCCAAUUCCUGUCGCUCACCAAGACAUUGCUUCCAGUAAGAUUGUCAAAAGGAAACCGAUUCCCGAAGGAAGGAAAUCUACUGGCCCAGGUACCCCAUACUAUGAUAAACUGAAGAAUGCGCCUUCGGCUUGGCUAGAUCUUCCUCAUGGCAACCUAACUUUGGCAGAAACACUUGCUUUCAUUCCGCAUGCCAUCAAAUCCUUCGACAUCAUGGACCGUUUUCUCCACAAUGGCGCCCUAUCGGGGACCUUCGCAGACAUGAUUAACCAUUACCGAGACAUGCCGUACGGUCCGAUCACGAACAAUACAAUAUAUCGGAUGAUGAAGGGACCAAUGAAGCAUCGCGCGAAGACCGAACCGACUUACGAGGAUUGGACAGUUGCCAAACAUACGACUUUGCCGAGACCCGCUGGAUUUGAUCCCACCAGUGUCAGCGUAGCAGGCUUUAACCCACCUUACAACUUCAACUCCCGUGAAAGGACUGUAGCAGCGACUCAACCCCCUCCUAGCAUUCCAUUUCGCGAUAUGGCAAACGGUGUCAAGAUCAUGCCGUCAGGGCAUGAUGCGCUAGAUCUUACACGAUGUGUGCAGUAUUGCGUGAAGAAUAGCGAUUCGAGCUGGCAAUAUCCUCAAGAUUUCCAGAACCUGGUUGCUCGACUCGGGGGUGCUUCUACUGUGCACCCACACCAUCACGACGAUGCUGCAAUUCGGAGACACACUUCCGAAAAGAAGCGGAACAAUGCGAAGCGAGCCGGUGCACGACAGCGUGAUAGGAAUGGGCGCCUCAUGAAACAGCCGAAGAACUUCGUGGUUGACUCGGAUGAAGAAGAGAUACUGGAUGAAGACUCUGGAGAGGAGUCUGAAACAGAUCUAGAUAACUUCGAUUUUGAUGCUUUGGACAUUGACGAUGAUGAGCCAGUCACUACCACUAAGCAGGGUUCGAGGCGUAAGAACGUCAUAGAAGAUGACACGUCGGACGAGGAUGAACUCAUGCCGCGCACCCGUAACUCAUCGAAACGCAAGCGUACUUCCAACAAAGACGACGAAGACACAUCAACUAAGCAAAAGUCCAAGCGAAGCAAGAAGACGUCGCCAACGACGCCUGCACGUCGCUCACCGAGAACCCGGUCGUCAUCACGCCUUAGCAAAGAGGUGCUGCCUGAAGCGCUCGACUCUGAUUCUGAUUCUGACGCUUAUGCCGGACCCAAGAAGCUGACCAAGAAGGCCAAAGUUAGCACACGAUCGUCUCCUCGCGGCCAGCGCUUCAGUGGCUCAUAUGAUAUCCAGAACGCCGUAGAUGGCGAAGAAGAUGAUGACGAAGAGGACGAGAAUGAAGUAGAACACACUCUAGCUCCGAACAGGCAGAUCCUUACUCCGGCGGAGAUGCGUAUGGUUGGCCGCACGGGGAACACGGGUGUAAACAACGUUGUCGAGGAUGACGAAAGCGAUAUGGGAGAAGAUGACGAGGACUUUGAUUGGUGA